AUGGGUUCCAUGCCCUCCGACUCCGAGACGCUCUCUAUCUACGAGCCACCCGAUGACUUCUCCCGGGAAAUUGACGAACACAUCAAAAACUGCGCUUUAGCAGUGGAAUUAAGACAAAACCCGGACUUUAUCGAGUCAAGACCGCACCUCAAGAUCCCCGCAGAAGUUCGACAGCAUAACCUCACAGCGGGCACCUUGGCGGGCCCCGGCAUGAUCGUUGUCCCGCCGUACUAUUUCAACGAGAGGGAUGGGAAGAGCAUGGUUCAGAUAUUUUACGUUGGUCCCGACUGCUCAGGACAUCCGGGGAUUGUGCACGGUGGCUUCCUGGCCACCAUGCUGGACGAGGGACUGGCAAGAUGCGCAUUCCCUGCGAUGCCCAACAAAGUCGGCGUGACUGCGAACCUCCAGAUAAAUUAUCUCAAACCCACGAUGGCGGGGCAGUUCCUGGUUUUGAGAGCGACGACGACCAAAACCGAGGGCAGGAAGGCAUGGGCCGAGGGCUGGAUCGAGAGUCUGGAGGUUGCAGAGGGCGAGGAGCCACAGAAACUCGUGGAGGCGAGUGCUCUAUUUAUUGAGCCAAAGUAUGCCAACGUCUUGAAAUCGCUUUACCGAGUUUCAGAUUAG
This is a messenger RNA of Exophiala spinifera, 624 nucleotides long. RefSeq lists its product as uncharacterized. The transcript is spliced from 2 exons. Lineage: Eukaryota; Fungi; Ascomycota; Eurotiomycetes; Chaetothyriales; Herpotrichiellaceae. Bases 1 to 624 code for a protein of 207 amino acids. The record is from RefSeq and is a predicted model, not a curated record.